Messenger RNA from Brenthis ino (lesser marbled fritillary), 459 nucleotides. The record is from the annotation of a GenBank genome assembly. NCBI's taxonomy places the organism in Eukaryota, Metazoa, Arthropoda, Insecta, Lepidoptera, Nymphalidae.
AUGAUGUGUGUUUUGAUCAUUAACGUCCUCUUAUCACUUUUAAUUAGCGUGUCUUCAGAAGAAACAUGUGGUUCGAACGAAGUAUUGGAAAAUUGUUCACGGAAUUGCAGUUACGAUAAUUGUCCGAAAGACCGCUUCUCUGACGAAGCUCCCUGCGAUAAGUCUGGUGACUGUCCACCGCCUGCCUGUAAGUGCUCGUUCAAUUAUCGCCGAGCUUCUAAUGGAACCUGUAUACCUACAACGGACUGCCCUCCAUUCGAAUGCCCCGAGAAUGAAAUUUAUAACCCAUGCCCGCCUUCCUGCCCAACUGACGACUGCAGUAAUGCUUUACUUGAUGUAACCUGCCCUAUACUUUUCGUUCUGAGCUGCACUCCUUCAUGUAGAUGUAUCGAAGGUUUCUAUAGAAAUGAUGGAAUUUGUGUACCUUAUGAAGAAUGUCCUCAAUUUAAAGGGCAGCGA